Molecule: messenger RNA, 1503 nt
Organism: Sphenostylis stenocarpa
Lineage: Eukaryota; Viridiplantae; Streptophyta; Magnoliopsida; Fabales; Fabaceae
Source: the annotation of a GenBank genome assembly
AUGAGACCGCUUCUCCAAACGAAGCAGAUGUUGGUGGCUGGGGUCCAGAGGCGUGAGUUGUGCUACGAGUAUCGAGACAUCAAGAUUUCGGUGUGGUGGGAUUUCGAGAACUGCCAGGUGCCGGUUGGGGUUGACGUUUGGGAUGUGGCGCCAGCAAUCACGAAGGCCGUGAGAGCGAGCGGAAUUAAGGGCCCUCUCCGAAUCAACGCUUUCGGCGAUGUUAUGCAGCUCUCAAAAUCCAACCGAGAAGCACUUUCUCACACCGGCAUCGAUUUUACCCACAAUCCGGGUGGAAAGGACAACGCCGAUAGAUUUCUUCUUGUGAAUGUUAUGGAUUGGGUUUCUCAAAAUCCUCCGCCUGCACAUCACUUUUUGAUAUCUGCUGAUAAGGACUUUGCUGCAAUGUUACACCGGUUAAGAAUGCAUAAUUACAAUAUAUUGCUUGCUACCUCGAGGAAUGCUCCUCGUGUCCUCUGUAGUGCAGCAACUAUAAUAUGGCAAUGGUCUUCAUUAGUAAAAGGAGAAAAUCUUUUUGGAAAACAUUUUAACCAUCCUCAUGAUGGUUUGUUUGGUUCUUGGUAUGGAGAUUAUAAGGUGAUUCCUAAAAAACCGUUCUCAGAUGUUGAGAAGUCUUCGUCUUCACAAAAAGUGGAUAUAUAUAAACCUUCCGAAGAUAUACACACUGAUCCAAAAGAAGUUGUAAUACAGAUUUUCCGUGUAUUGAGAUCAUAUCCGAAAGGAAUCUCAAUUGUAGAUCUUCGAGCAGAGUUGAAGAAACGUAAAGUGUAUUUUGGUAAAAGGUUUUAUGGAUAUGGAACAUUUUCUCGCUUUCUAUUAUCAACACUGCAGGUAGAGCUUGCACCUUUAGGUUGUGGUAAUUUUCAUGUAAGUCUGGUUCCCUCAGAAUCCCCCAUACCUUUUGAGGGCAAAUUUGUAGAAUCAGUAACAUCUUAUAUUAAGAUUGAUGAGAAGGAAUCUGCAGCAACCCCAAAUCUAAAUGGUGAGGAUAAAAACAAGGCUAGACAAGAAAAUGUGUCUCGGCCCCCAAACGUGUUGCAGAAAUUUUCUGUGUGUAGUGGGAAGGUUGUUGAUGAAGUUUGUCAAAACUCAUAUUCUUUACCAGUUGGUGACUCUAUGCUUGAUAAAAUUCCUAGUGGAAGUGAUAAAACAUAUAGGAAUGGUCCAACAUUCUUUGGCUGGAUCAGAAGUUGGUUGCAAUUUUGGAAAGGUAAUAUAAAAUCUGGUGUUUCUGCUGAUUAUCAGAACAAGGCGGUUUUUGAUUUUGAAGAUUCCAACACAUCUGAACUCUUAGUAGAGGAGGAUAUGAUGCAUAAAUUGCAGAAGUAUGGACUCCCAGUUUUUAGAUCUCUCCCUGGAGGAGAUAUUCUUCAAUUGGUGGAACUGUUAAUAUCAGAGAAAAGGUGGUUGGAGGAGAGCCCCUCCAGAAUAUUUCCUUUUAGUGUAACCCAGCCAGCUCAGAGGAACUCUGAUGAGCCAAACUAA